Molecule: messenger RNA, 258 nt
Organism: Prunus armeniaca (apricot)
Lineage: Eukaryota; Viridiplantae; Streptophyta; Magnoliopsida; Rosales; Rosaceae
Source: the annotation of a GenBank genome assembly
AUGAGGCUAAGGAUUGAGAAAGAUAACCGUGGUUCUGAAAAUAAAACCGGUGGUAACUCCAUGGUGGCUAAAGCACAUGUAGUGGAGGAUGGGCCAAAGAACAAGAAAAGAGGAAGCACUCAUGGGGAAGGCUUUAGGCAAGGAAACUCACAGAAAAACAAAGGGUUCAAGGGCAAAUGCUUUAACUGCAACAAGCAUGGUCAUAGAGCAGCGAACUCUCAAAGUAAGGGAAAAAACUACAGAAGUUCACAUGACUGA